Anas platyrhynchos (mallard) is the source of this 1980-nucleotide messenger RNA. It is a transcript of the gene EDN1, whose product is annotated as endothelin 1. Gene Ontology annotation, biological process: regulation of vasoconstriction; regulation of systemic arterial blood pressure by endothelin; intracellular calcium ion homeostasis. The record is from RefSeq and is a predicted model, not a curated record. Gene Ontology annotation, cellular component: extracellular region. Gene Ontology annotation, molecular function: endothelin B receptor binding; endothelin A receptor binding; hormone activity. NCBI's taxonomy places the organism in Eukaryota, Metazoa, Chordata, Aves, Anseriformes, Anatidae.
CAUGGGGGUUCGCUAUAAAAGGGCGCCGGGGGCUGCCGCGCCAGCCAGACGCGCCGGGCCGCCCCAAGCUGCCGCCUGCCCUCGCUGCCAGCAGGAGCCAGCGCCCUCCGUCCUGCGGCGGCCACAGCCUUCUCCCUCCGUCUCCUUCCCUCUUCUUUAACUUUGUUUCUUAUAAAAGAAAAAAAAAAAAGGUUUAGCUUGAGUUUUGCUCCCGCUAUGGAUUACUCGCACGUCGUCCUCCCGCUGCUCUUCGUGCUAUGCCCGGGGCUGCUGCCGGCAGCCCCCGGAGCCGAGGUGGGCUCCGCUCCACCGCCCCCCGCCGCCCUGCACCGCCGCGCACGGCGCUGCUCCUGCUCAUCGCUGCUGGACGAGGAGUGCGUCUACUUCUGCCACUUGGACAUCAUCUGGAUCAACACCCCUGAGAAGACCGUUCCUUAUGGUCUUGGAGGCCCUUCUCGAUCCAGAAGAUCUCUGAAGGACAUGGUGCCUGAGAUGCUCACUGAAGCCAGCAGCAGAUGCCGAUGUGCCAACCAGAAAGACAAGAAAUGUCUGAACUUCUGCCAGACAGGAAAAGAUCUCUGGGCUCAGUCCACAGUGGAGAUGACCUUGCAUCAUCACAACAAAGGUGGCAAUUGCAUUGGACCCAAAUGCAUGAACCAACAGUUUGUUGACAGCAGGAAGAUUAAGAGGCUGGAGGCCAUUGGUAACAGUAUCAAAGCUUCCUUCAGUAUUGCAAAGCUGAAGGCUGAGCACCAGAAAGGGUGGAAGCUUAAACAUAACAGGGCAAACAAAAGGCAAAGCAUCUGGGAAAGCCUGAAAACAUCCUAGUGGGAAGAUCACCCCAAUCUUUCUCCAUCACAUUUGCUGCCGAAGCAUCAUCAAAACUCUCCUUUGACUUUUAACAUUCCGCUACGGCAAAGGGCCUCUGUCCAAGUGUUUGUGCAGCAAAGCAAAACACUGAGGAAAUCCCAUAUAUGGAGGUAUAAAAGCAAAGGAUUUCAUCCUUCUGGAAUUCAGACAGAUAGUAGAGGGGGAGAAAGGAAAUCCACAUGUAACAUGUUAAAAGCUAUCUCUAUGAAGAAAUAGUUGAAUAUUACUUCUGGAAUGUUACUCAUCAAUUGAGCAGCUUUCAGGGUCUACAGCAAAUGCAUUUUGCAAGGAAGACCUCGCAGAUGUGCUUAAAAAGGACAGAAAGCAAGAUCUGAGCAGACAAACUUCAAAGCAAAAACUCUAUUUCUUGACUAAAAUGCAAAAAUUAAAGCCACAGUGCUACUUUAACCAGGACUUACUGCAUAUAUACAUGUCUACCUCGCAUGCUGUUUGUUGCACUCCUGCUAGAGCAUUUUCACACCUUUUUAUUGCCUUUAGUAAUCAGUAGCAACCCUUUGCCUUUUUUUUCAGAAGUCUAGUUUACUUGUACAACUGGAGUUAACUGAAUGUGGGUUCGAUGCUGUGCUUGUUUGCAUAGGUAGAGUUCAUUGGUUUUGGAUACCAAAGGACUGUUCAACAGAAAAUAAGCAUUAGAGAACACUACUAGAUUUCCCAUAACAAUGAUAUCUUGAUAACAAGUUCUAAUAAUAGAGGUUGUUACGUCUUACACGCCACCAAAACAGCACUGGAGCAGAGCUGUAACAGAUACUGUUGUUGGGUUCAUUCAGUGCUUUGUUUGGUAUAAAUGUGUAGAGACAAAGGGUUGUCUUAAAUUAUGUGAAAAGGCUAAUAUUGUGUGAAUGUUAUAUCAGUGAAUUUGUUCGCAUUGAUGAAUUUGCUGACAGGUUUGAUUGAAUUUUAUGUGCUUAAUUUUUAGGUGGUAUGUAUUUAUAUUCACACAAGUUCUUCAUUAUAUUUACCAUGUUGAAUACACAUUGAAGUAGGCCAUAUUGGUCUAUGCAUGUUUUAUGUAUUUCUGUAUGAAAUUGGGAAAUGCUUUAUGCCUAUCAAGGUAAAUAUUUUCAGAAAUAAAUAUUUUUAAUUACUGUA